UUACUAUCUCAGCUGUUGACACAACAACGGGUAGUAAAUAGCACGUGACACCUGUAUAAUGAGCAGUGAAAAAAUUAGCCCCGGAGACGCGUCUUGACCAUCGACAUCUGCAAAACUGUGAGAGGUCCUCGUUACAUCGCCAGGACGAUGCAGUUACGCAGCCGGGUCCUGCCCCGGGCGCUGCCCGACGCUCUGUCUGUCGGCUUCCUCUUGGUCGUCGUGCCCCUCAUCUACUGGUUCGAGCUGUGGGUGGUGCUGCCUGCGCUCUACCAGCCCGGGAGUCUCCUCUACGUGUUCCACUUCACCCUCGGCAGCUUCCUGAUGUUCAACAUCGUCGGGAACUUCACCUACGCCGUGCUCUGUGACACGAGCGCGCGGCGAGUUUUCGUGCACGCGUCCCGGGCCAGUCCCGACGACGGCUGGAGAUUUUGCGCCGAGUGUGAGUGCCUCGCGCCUCCACGCUCUUGGCACUGCAACACCUGCGGUGCGUGUAUCCUCAAGCGCGACCACCACUGUCUCUUCACCGGCUGCUGCGUGGGCCACUCCAACCAACGCUACUUUCUCAUGUUCCUGGUCUACAUGUUCUUGGCCACCCUCUACGCCUUUGUCUACAACAGCCAGUUCAUCUGGAGCAGGAUAGAGUUUGAAUUCCCCAUGACCCUGGUCAAGCUCGUCUUUCCCGUGGCCAUAUUCGUCUUUGGCUUCGACGGCUCUAUCAAUCAGCUCUACUUGAUGCUCUACAUUGUCACCGUUGUGGGAAUGCUAUUCACGGGUGUGCUCUGCCUGUACCAGUUUGACUUGGUUUUUAAAGGCUGCACCGCUCACGAGAAGAACAAGAAGAACUAUGUCUACAGUCUGGGUUGGAGGCAGAACAUUAGAGAAGUAUUUGGCAACAGGUGGUAUCUGGUGUGGCUGCUUCCGUACUUACAGUCCAAGUUGCCUCAGGAUGGUGUGACUUGGCGCACAAAGUGCAAAUGAACAUUCAUGACAACGAAUGUAAUCUCAUCCAAGGGACCAAAGCUAUAUGUAUUGUUAUAAUUUAUGUUGUACUUUGUUACAUAUUUUUCUCAUCACAUCGUCAUAAAUUCAUUUACAACAAAUGACUUUUAGGAAAUGAUAUGUACUCGUGUUUUUUUGAAUGUGUUUAUAUUUUUAAUUAACCAAAAGCAAGUGUGUACAGAGAUUAUCAUUUGCAGGUAUUUAUGUAAUUUUUAUUAAAGUAUUGUUAUUUGAACUUUACGGAGAAGUGUAAUUACUUUAGCUUGUAAGCAACAGAGGCUGAGUCUUUGAUUAUUUUUAAUCUUUUGUAUACAUUUUUCUUAA
Messenger RNA from Copidosoma floridanum, 1323 nucleotides. RefSeq names its product putative palmitoyltransferase ZDHHC24. Lineage: Eukaryota; Metazoa; Arthropoda; Insecta; Hymenoptera; Encyrtidae. The record is from RefSeq and is a predicted model, not a curated record. Gene Ontology annotation, molecular function: palmitoyltransferase activity.